Messenger RNA from Gymnodraco acuticeps, 450 nucleotides. RefSeq names its product sorcin-like. The record is from RefSeq and is a predicted model, not a curated record. The coding region runs from base 124 to 435 and encodes 103 amino acids. The transcript has 4 exons. Lineage: Eukaryota; Metazoa; Chordata; Actinopteri; Perciformes; Bathydraconidae.
GAUUACUUAUCGGUUUACGCCAUAUAUUUGCUUAAAACCACGCUUUUAAUGCUCCAGGCUCUUCUGAAAUACUCUCAGUUUUUGGUGUGUGUGUUUCUGCAGACACACCCUCUGAAGUGAAGGAUGAGAAACCGAGCAUUUUCUCACUGUUUUUUCCUGUUAUCUGUUUUCCAAGGAUACGGAGCAGCCCCCGGAGGCAUGGCGCAGGAUCCAAUCUACGGAUACUUCACAGCUGUAGCUGGACAGGAUGGACAGAUCUCAGCAGACGAGCUGCAGCGCUGCCUCACACAGUCCGGCAUCGCUGGCUCCUACAAACCCUUCUCCCUGGAGACGUGCAGACUGAUGAUCACCAUGCUGGAUGUAUCCUUCCUCAGGCCUUUCUCACACCACACACUUUCCCUCAAUAGGAAAAAGCCCAUCAUGCAAUCCAUUUGACUUCCAUUGAGCUGC